Poecilia reticulata (guppy) is the source of this 2693-nucleotide messenger RNA. The record is from RefSeq and is a predicted model, not a curated record. NCBI's taxonomy places the organism in Eukaryota, Metazoa, Chordata, Actinopteri, Cyprinodontiformes, Poeciliidae.
CCCACCUUGUUUCGAUCACGUGACGAAAGCUCACGAAGAUGGUGGAAGUUUCUUCUUCCUCUGAGUGAAACACCCCGACAGAAACCCAAACAUCCAGUCGGACCAGGGCUGGGAGGACGUUCCAGUGCCGCCAAAAACGUCCUUCAAACCUCCAUUUGGUUCUCGGCCCUCUUCCCAGCCCUAUGUCAUGGCCAGUGGAGUCACCAAGUCAAGCACUUCCAAUGGGUACCCAUCAAAGGCACAGCUACAGAUCACUGUGCUAUCAGCAAAACUGAAAGAAAACAAGAAGAACUGGUUUGCUCCCAGUUCUUAUGUGGAAGUGACGGUCGACGGGCAAUCCAAGAAAACGGAGAAAUGCAACAACACUCACAGUCCCAAAUGGAAACAGCCGCUCACUGUGAUCGUGACUCCAUUCAGCAAACUGGUGUUUCGUGUGUGGAGCCACCAGACCUUGAAGGCAGACGUGUUUUUAGGUAUGGCCAUGCUGGACAUCAGCGAGACUCUCAAGUCCAACGACAUGAAAAUUUCCGAUGUGGUGCAGUCACUCCAGCUACACGCUGACAGAGAGCACUCAGACGUGGUGGGAGACCUGUCUGUCUGUCUGGACGGAAUGACGGUGGACCCAGAAAUGUUUGCCUCAGCAGAAGCCGACCACUACAAUUUUUUGUUUUUAGGUACAUCUAAUGAAGAAUCAUCACAGCACAAUGGGGAUCCUGCCGUAAGGUCAAGUCGAGACAGCUCUCCAGCUGUGGACACUGAUCACAGAUCCUCUCCCAUCACCCGGAGGACAGUGAGCAGCAAAGAAUCUCCAUCAGUGGGAGGACGACCCGCCCGACCACCCAGACCCUCCAGGCCUCCUCCCCCAACGCCCCGCAGACCAACUUCUUCACCAGCAUCUUCUACCAAUGGAAUGGCUCUCACAGAAGCUAGCCAGGGCCAGGCAGCCUCUGAUGCACCGGUGCGGACCCCAGGGCCCUCAUCUGCUCCGGACUCGAGCCCAUUGACGUCCUCAAAUAGGAGCUUCAUGCCCGCCUCCACAGCCGGAGGUGCAGCGACCAGACAGCCGACUACGCCUUCUCUCCCUCCGAGAGCACCAUACGCCAAUGUUGGACCAUUGCCCCCUGGAUGGGAGCAGAGAGUGGAUCAGAAUGGCAGGUUGUAUUUCGUGGAUCACAUUGAAAAGAGAACAACAUGGGAACGUCCUGAGCCGCUCCCCCCUGGGUGGGAGCGUCGUUUUGACCAGAUGGGCCGUGUCUACUUUGUUGAUCACAUCACGCGAACCACCACAUGGCAGCGGCCCACGGUGGAGACGGUGCGUAACUACGAACAGUGGCAACACCAGCAGAGCCAGCUGCAGGGCGCCAUGCAGCAGUUCAACCAGAGGUUCAUCUAUGGGGUUCAAGACCAGGCAGCAGCUUCUCAGAAUAAAGAGUUUGAUCCUCUCGGCCCUCUGCCUGCUGGAUGGGAAAAGAGGACAGAUGGCAACGGAAGAGUUUACUUUGUCCAUCACCAGACCCGCUCAACUCAGUGGGAGGACCCUCGAACGCAGGGAUUACUGAACGAGAAGCCACUUCCUGAAGGCUGGGAGAUGAGAUUCACCGUGGAUGGCAUUCCUUAUUUUGUAGACCACAACAGGAGAACAACCACCUACAUUGACCCUCGCACGGGGAAAUCCUCUCUUGAAAAUGGACCACGGAUCACUUAUGUUCGAGACUUCAAAGCCAAAGUUCAGUAUUUCAAAUUCUGGUGCCAGCAACUGUCUUUGCCUCAGCAUGUUAAAAUCACAGUAACGAGGAAAAACCUCUUUGAGGAUUCUUUCCAGCAGAUAAUGAGCAUUAACCCUCAGGAUUUGAGAAGGAGGCUUUGGAUCAUAUUCCCAGGAGAGGAAGGCCUUGACUACGGAGGCGUUGCCAGGGAGUGGUUCUUCUUGUUGUCUCAUGAGGUUUUGAACCCCAUGUACUGCCUGUUUGAAUAUGCUGGUAAAGAUAACUAUGGUCUCCAAAUCAACCCUGCUUCAGACAUCAACCCCGACCACCUCAAGUAUUUCAGGUUCAUUGGACGAUUCAUUGCAAUGGCUCUUUUCCACGGCAAGUUCAUCGACACUGGUUUCUCUCUGCCAUUUUACAAACGGAUGCUCAACAAACCUUUGACACUCAACGAUCUGGAGUCGAUAGAUCCUGAGUUUUAUAACUCCCUCAUGUGGAUUAAGGACAAUGACAUUGAGGAGUGUGGGUUGGAAAUGUUCUUUUCAGUUGAUAACGAAAUGCUUGGAGAAAUAUCCACCCAUGAGCUUAAAGAAGGCGGGGGAGACAUCCAAGUUACCGAGGAAAACAAGGAGGAGUACAUCAAGUUGGUAGCAGAGUGGCGGCUAUCCAGAGGAGUGGAAGAACAGACGCAAGCGUUCUUUGAGGGCUUCAAUGAGGUCCUCCCUCAGCAGUACCUGCAGUAUUUUGAUGCUAAAGAGCUUGAGGUCAUGCUGUGUGGCAUGCAGGAACUGGAUCUGGGGGACUGGCAAAACAACACCAUCUACAGACACUACACUCGGACCAGCAAACAGAUUGUGUGGUUCUGGCAGUUGAUGAAGGAGAUGGACAAUGAGAAGCGGAUGAGGCUGCUGCAGUUUGUCACUGGCACUUGUCGUCUGCCUGUGGGAGGCUUCGCCAACCUUAUGGGUAAUUAAUCCUCUCAUUAAA